Messenger RNA from Patiria miniata (bat star), 2554 nucleotides. Its product is annotated as sodium/hydrogen exchanger 9B2-like. Gene Ontology annotation, molecular function: antiporter activity. The record is from RefSeq and is a predicted model, not a curated record. Gene Ontology annotation, cellular component: membrane. Gene Ontology annotation, biological process: proton transmembrane transport. NCBI's taxonomy places the organism in Eukaryota, Metazoa, Echinodermata, Asteroidea, Valvatida, Asterinidae. The coding region runs from base 88 to 2100 and encodes 670 amino acids. The transcript is spliced from 11 exons.
AUUCCUAUACCAAGAGAGGGCGCUUCUGCAACAAGUCAAAGAGCGGGGUGAACUCAAACAAAAAAGGUUGCAAACAGCUCGACCACCAUGGGAGGCAACGUCGUCUCAACAUCCUACAAGACGGCGAACACCACAGACUUGGAGGUAGCCAAGCCGGACGACUAUUCCACCCUCCAGGAUGAGAACAGCCAAUACGCAACCCCCAACACCACUACUAUGAAUAGUACACCGGACACGAGCAUUCCCUUAGAAGGGGGCAGAAAUGACACCCUGAACGAGGCAGAUGAUGAUGAGGGUGAGACAGCACCGUGGCAUGGCUUGCCGAUGGGGGUGGACGAGCACGGAAGCUUCGCCGUUAUCAACACCGAGGUUCCCCUGAACCACGUCCAGCAUGGCUACCCGGAGGAGAGGGAACCCCAGUGCUGCCGCGGGCUCAGAGAUCGAUGCAAGAUGGCGUGCCGGCCCUUGGUCGCCAAACACAACCAGCUUCCGGAAAGCCCGUCCCGGCGCGCCCGGCUCAAGUAUGCCUUCUUGUGCCCGCCUCACGGACUCGUCGCCAAAAUCGUCCUGAAUGUUACAAUCGUCGUGCUGCUGUGGGCAAUACUGUGGUCUAUCACCGGACCAGAAGCGUUGCCCGGGGGUAACCUGUUCGCUAUCUAUGUUCUGGUGGUGGUGGCAGCCGUUGGCGGUAAACUCAUCGAAUUGAUUCAUCUUCCGGCUCUGUUGGGCAUGCUGCUUGUUGGCUUCAUAUUCAAGAACGUCCCGGGCAUCCAAAUCGCCGACGACAUCCACCCGGGCUGGGCCUCGGCACUGCGCAACAUCGCCCUCGCGGUCAUCCUAAUCAAAGCGGGGCUUGGGAUCGACGCGGCGGCUCUACGCAGACUCAGCCUGGUCUGCGCUCGUCUGUCCACGGUGCCGUGCGUCUCGGAGGCCAUCAUUAUCGCCAUCAUGUCGCACGCGCUGUUGGGUUUCAGUUGGGAUUGGGCAUUCAUGCUUGGCUUUGUCAUAGCGGCAGUCUCUCCGGCCGUUGUGGUGCCAUCCGUCCUCGAGCUCCAGGAGAAAGGUUACGGUGUCCGCCGUGGUGUCCCUACGCUGCUUGUCGCCUCGGCCAGCUGCGAAAACGUCUUUGCCAUCGCGGCGUUUGGGGUCGCUCUCGGUAUAGCCUUCUCAUCGGACAAGUUAGCCAGUGACUUUGAUCAGGAAUCCGGGAACGCAACAUAUAACGGAACGAACCCUCCCUAUGACACCUCGCUGGAUAGUUCAAACGAUGGUGCUGGUGCAUUGGUGUUCGAUAUAUUCAGAGCACCCAUUGAGCUGUUGAUGGGCGUGGCCUUCGGUUGCCUAGGGGGCAUUUUUCUGUGGUACAUCCCUAACAAGAACCAGAAAUCUCUGACUUGGAAGCGUGCCUUACUAGUCUGCGGCGGAGGCCUGUUGUCGUUGUUUGGUUUUGCCCAAGCUGAGUUCACCGGUGCCGGGGCUAUGGGAUGCCUCAUCCUACCGUUUGUAGCUGCCCAGGGUUGGGGGAGAUCUAAGGAGCCUGUCAAUAAGAUUGUAGGCGUCAUAUGGACGCUGUUUGAACCAAUUCUGUUUGGUAUCAUCGGUGCUGCGGUGUCAGUUGAAUACUUGGACGGGAACACAGUUGGUUAUGGGAUUGCUAUCAUGGUGAUAGGUCUCAUCAUACGGACCAUUGUCACAUAUCUGGUAGUGUGUAAAGCGGGACUGACCAUCAAAGCUAAAGUGUUUGCUGCCCUCGCUUGGCUACCAAAGGCAACAGUUCAGGCUGCUAUUGGUCCUUUGGCGUGGGAGGUUGCUAUUAACAAGAAUGCGGGGCCAUUAGCUGAACAAAAUGGAAUAAAAGUGUUGACUUUAGCCGUGCUGUCAAUCAUCCUGACGGCCCCAAUCGGUGCCAUCCUAAUCGCUCUGGGCGGACCCAGGCUGUUGGAGAAAUCGCCCACGUCCGACAGCGCAGUGGACCACCCCAUCCCCGAGGUUAAAAUCGUCUCCCCCGAAGGGGAGGAGUCUCAGGGGAGUCAAGAGGGGGCGGAAGAGACCAGGGAAAGUCCUCGGGAGGGACCUGCUGAAACGUCGGCCAUGCUGUAGUACAAGGACAACGAUUGGUGAGCUCCCAUGCCAAAAAAUAUCUUGAGAAAGGACCAAUCGUCGCUUUAGUGCAACAAGGUCAUAUCUCCCCUUUGCAGCAAAUUUGAAUCUCCCGCGAAUACGCUCCGUGCAACACGGUCGCAUCUCGACGUCCAUUGACUUUGUGUGUACUUCGACACGACUUUUUGACAUUCUGAGACUCGCGUUUCACGUACGGCCCAUUUUAGGAGAUGUAAGAUCUUGAUGCAUAAACACGACGAAAUACACUUCUCUAAAGUACCUGAUGCCAAACUGAUAAUAGGCAUACCAAGUUUCGUCAUUUGAUUAUUUCGUUGCAGCUACAGACGCAAGUAGGCAGAUUCGGUCACAUGUCACCGCUCUCCAUUGUUUUCCUGUGUGCAGUGACUCUCUGUAAGACACUUUAAAGAGGUUGUGGAAUGCUCGAAGACAUUUC